AUGGGAAAAUACAUCCUUUAUAUGACAGCUAGGCCUGAGGUGAGAGGGUUGCCUCGAUAUAUAUUGGGGCAGUCAAUGGGUGGAGCAAUUGCUCUUAAGAUUCAUUUGAAGGAACCAAACACUUGGGAUGGAGUAAUCCUUGUUGCACCAAUGUGUAAAAUCGCAGAGGGAAUGCUACCAUCAACUGCAGUUUUGAAGCUAUUAAGUAUUUUGUCUAAAGUGAUGCCAAAGGCAAAACUGUUCCCACACAAAGAUCUAUCUGCUCUGACUUUCCGAGAACCUGGCAAGAGAAAAGUGGUUGGAGUUGAAUCUUUCCUUAUAGGCUAUUAUGAUGAUCCAACAAGAUUGAAAACUGGCAUGGAGCUUCUAAGUGCCACUCAAGAAAUCGAGUCACAAUUACAUAAGGUUUCAGCUCCAUUAUUGAUUCUUCAUGGAGCAGCAGAUAAGGUGACAGAUCCAUUAGUGAGCCAAUUUCUUUAUGAGAAAGCUUCUAGCAAGGAUAAGACACUAAGGAUCUAUGAAGGAGGUUACCACGGCAUCUUGGAAGGGGAACCUGAUGACAGAAUUUUUGCUGUCCAUAAUGACAUUAUCUCAUGGCUUGAUUUUAGGUGCUCACUUGAAUGA
Sphenostylis stenocarpa is the source of this 624-nucleotide messenger RNA. Lineage: Eukaryota; Viridiplantae; Streptophyta; Magnoliopsida; Fabales; Fabaceae. The record is from the annotation of a GenBank genome assembly.